Messenger RNA from Cydia pomonella (codling moth), 7862 nucleotides. RefSeq names its product echinoderm microtubule-associated protein-like CG42247 (gene DCX-EMAP). Gene Ontology annotation, molecular function: microtubule binding. Lineage: Eukaryota; Metazoa; Arthropoda; Insecta; Lepidoptera; Tortricidae. Gene Ontology annotation, cellular component: mitotic spindle. The coding region runs from base 1340 to 3901 and encodes 853 amino acids. The transcript is spliced from 20 exons. The record is from RefSeq and is a predicted model, not a curated record. Gene Ontology annotation, biological process: microtubule cytoskeleton organization; intracellular signal transduction.
GUAAGGUUACCAGACCUCUACGAGGGGGGGCGGGUCUAGGGUCGGCAACGCGCAUGUAACUCCUCUGGAGUUGCAGGCGUACAUAGGCUACGGAGACUGCUUACCAUCAGGCGGGCCGUAUGCUUGUUUGCCACCGAUGUAAUAUAAAAAAAUAUCCUCAAUCAGUAAUUUGACUUCUUGAUUGAAUUAAAAUAAUUAAUGUUAUUUAAGAGUAUGUUUUCAUAAUUAACGUGAAAUAACUUAGUCAUCUUGACGUCCAGCGGAAACUAGAACUCCUCUAAAUAGAUUGUAUGUAAGUAAGUAUAGGUAACUUAAUUAUUUGUACCUAUAAACCUAAUAGUUACCAUCCGAGCUGUAAUGAGGUAAGCACUGCGAUUACUGCGAAAACAUUCCAUUUAAGUACCUAAAUACUAAAUUAGAUUAAGGUUAGAUUUAGUUCGCUUAUUGGUUCUGAAUGUUACGACCCUUUACGUUAUUACAACACCUUAUCAAAGUCAGACGUUUCAGAUCUUUUUCGUUGGCACGCUAUGUAUUUAUUUACGCAAUCGUCUAUUUCAUAAGCACUCACAAAACUAAUCUGCGGGAAAAUUAAACGGAACAAAUAAACGUUGUAAAUUAGUAAAACAACAGUCAAACUUGACACACAUUCUAGAAAUAAAUCCAUUUCAUUAAGCUUGACUUUUGACGCCCAAUCCGGACCGAGCGUUUAUGAGAUUUAACUGGCCCAAGGUCCUUAUUGGGCUUUUAACAUGCGCAGUCCCAAAUUAGGUGUUAUCGGGUCGCGUGCUGGUCCUAGCAAUCUCCAGCAAUAAUUGCUCGUGCGUCGGAGACCGAUACAUAUCGCGUACAAAGUGGUACGUUUAGUUGCUUGGUUGCGUGGACCGAGAGUGACCUUGCCCCACCCCUGGCUUUCCACCGCCGUAUUAAAUUUCGAGUAGUCUGCUACAUCCAACCGUCGUAAGCGGAGUUGUGCAUCAAGCUCUUCUAAACCUUAGUGCAUUGAGAUAGAAGCGGUUGUAGCUUGUCAGAGAUUCUUUAGUUGCGCUCGCGAUGGCGCAGAACGCUAUUGUUUUGUUAAUGCUGCAAAUUAGCCAGCUGUUUGUUGCAACAGUGGGGUCUAGUACCCGCUUUGGUGUCUGAGACCACCGACGUGUCUUACGGUCCCGUGUUAAUGUAAACAAACCUAAGUUUAAAAACCAAGUGUUUUAAAAUGUUAAGUGAUUUUUAAUAUUGCGUUUAUGGUUAUAUAUAACUUAAGAGAAUAAAACGUAUAAGACUUCAAAGUGUAGGCAUCAAAGUGUGGGGCCCAAGCAGAUUCCGUUGGCUGGCAGCUGACUCGAUGCUGGAUAGCGACGAGGACGCGUUCGUUGUUGUGUCUCUACCUGUCUCCGUGCCUGAGCCUCCUGCAGCAAGUUACGGCAAAAAGAACGGCAUGUGGUACGGCGGCACGACCACCGCGGCGGCCCCGAGUGGCUGGUCGCGCGCCGGCACCCGCAAGCAGUCCGUCGCCGAGUCCGACGCGCCCCCGCCGGGCGGCGGCAAGCCCACCUCCGGCCGUGUUAUACGGAUUAUUAACAACAUGGACCACUCUAUACAGUGCCGUGUCUUGUUAAAUCUACGAACAACCCAGCCUUUCGAAGAGGUCCUGGAGGAUUUGGGACAAGUGCUGAAAAUGAGUGGAGCUAAACGAAUGUACACAAUCACUGGACAAGAGGUGAGGAGUUUCUCCCAACUCCGCAACGAUUUUGCUGACGUGGAAACCUUCUACCUGGGCACAGUGAUGGUCGCACCAGCUUUAAGUCCCGGAGUCAGCGCGCCCCUGCCAGUCGAGUCUCCUAUGAGAAGAUCUCGAUCCCGAGGCAACGUUGCGGCAGCCCCAGCCUCAGAGGAAGUGUCCGUGCGCGGGCGACGCGCGCGCAGCAAAAGCCGACCGAGGGUGCUGUACGCACCAGAAGGAGAAAUCGUUCGUAAUGCAGAUUAUACCUUACUGGAAGUGCUCAAAGAGGAGCCGAUCCGCGUGACUAUCCGCGGUCUCAGACGCACCUUCUACCCACCAAUCCACCACGCUCCCGUAGACAACGCGCCCCCAGAAAAGAAGCUCGCACUAGAAUGGGUCUACGGCUACCGAGGCUCCGACUCCCGACGAAACCUCUGGGUGCUACCUACUGGAGAGCUGUUGUACUACGUCGCUGCCGUCGCCAUCAUGUACGACCGCGACGAGGAAUCGCAGCGGCAUUAUAUGGGACAUACUGAGGAUAUACAGUGCAUGGAGCUGCACCCUUCGCGCGAGCUGGUGGCGAGCGGCCAGCGCGCCGGGCGCGGGCGCCGCGCGCAGGCUCACGUGCGCAUCUGGAGCACCGACACUUUACAGACACUACACGUUUUUGGAAUGGCGGAGUUUGAAGCUGGCGUUUCCGCCGUCGCCUUUUCACAACUGAACGGAGGCAGCUACGUUCUGGCUGUGGAUGCCGGCCGAGAGAGCAUUCUCUCCGUGUGGCAGUGGCAAUGGGGACACCUGCUGGGUAAAGUUGCAACCCUACAAGAAGAGUUAACCGGUGCGGCUUUUCAUCCUCUGGACGACAACCUGCUCAUCACACACGGGAAAGGACAUUUGGCGUUCUGGAACCGACGAAAAGAUGGAUUCUUCGAGCGGACUGAUAUUAUUAAACCGCCGUCUCGCACACACGUAACAGCGCUACAGUUCGAGCAGGACGGCGACGUGGUCACAGCUGAUAGCGAUGGCUUCAUCACCGUGUAUAGCGUCGACAGUGACGGCGCAUAUUUCGUGAGGAUGGAGUUUGAGGCUCACAUUAAGGGCAUCAGCUCACUGGUGAUGCUUUCGGAAGGAACCCUAAUUUCUGGCGGAGAGAAAGACAGAAAGAUAGCAGCAUGGGAUUCUCUACAAAAUUACAAGAGGAUAACUGAGACGAAGCUGCCUGAAUCUGCGGGUGGAGUGCGCAGCAUCUACCCUCAGAGGCCGGGUCGCAACGACGGUAACCUCUAUGUUGGAACCACUCGCAACAAUAUUAUGGAGGGAUCGUUGCAGAGACGAUUCAAUCAGGUUAUUUUCGGCCAUCACAAGCAGCUCAUGGGCCUGGCCGUCCACCCGGAUGACGAAAUGUUCGCGACAGCCGGGCACGAUAAGAACAUCGCGUUGUGGCGUGGACACAAACUCGUGUUUGCUACUCAAGUUGGAUACGAAUGCGUAUCUCUCGCAUGGCACCCCGGCGGCGGCGCGCUAGCGGCCGGCAGUACUGAAGGGCAUCUGGUGGUGUUGAACGCUGAUGCUGGAGCACACGUAGCCACACUUCGCGUCUGUGGAUCGCCGCUUAAUUGUUUGAUGUAUAACUCAGCCGGAGACCUGCUCGCCAUCGGCUCCCAAAACGGCAGCAUCUACCUAUUCCGCGUGUCCCGCGACGGCUUCUCCUACAAGAAGUCGAACAAGAUCCGCGGCGCACAACCUCUCGUGCAGUUAGACUGGAGUCUGGACGGCAAUUACCUGCAGACUGUCACGGCUGACUAUGACUUGGCUUUCUGGGACAUAAAGUCCUUGUCACCAGAAAAGAGCCCGAUAGCAAUGAAGGAUGUCAAAUGGUCCACUUUUAACUCUACUGUCGGAUUCUUAGUGUCUGGAAUGUGGAACAAUAGAUUCUACCCGAUGACGUCUCUCAUAUCGACUGCGAGUCGAUCCGCUGCGCACGACCUGUUGAUCAGCGGAGAUUCUGACGGAUAUCUGCGCUUGUUCAGAUACCCUUGCGCCAGCCCCAAAGCGGAAUACAACGAGAUGAAAGUGUACAGCGGGUCCGUGUACUGCGCGCGCUUCCUGUUCAACGACCGCUGCCUGGUGACGGCGGGCGGCGCCGACGCCGCGCUCAUGCUGUGGGAGCUGGUGGACGACUAGCCCGCGGCGCGCCGGCGCCGGCCGCCCGCCGUCGUGCUCGCGCCGCCCACCCCCUCGCCGCCCGCCGCCCGGGCCACCUUCAAGGUGCUGGAUUUUGAUGAGCUCGAUUGAAGCAACGUGGACGAUAGGGACGUGUAAUCUAAACCUUACAGAUGGUCACGCCUCCCAUCCGUUGAGCGUAUUUAACGACAAAUGAAGCAAUUUAAGCACCUUAUAGAUGGAUGAUCAUGCCAUCUCCUGUUAAUCACGAAUCAUUCGGGUUCCGGGGUUUUGAUGAGCCGAAGUAUACCACACAUAAGUUACAUCGAGCUUUUUGAUGACAAGCUAUCAGAAUUACUGCUAUAUUGCAAUCUUGCCAAAACUUGUCGAUUCAAUAUAUCGACUUGACUUUGCGAAAUGACUUUUUGCGUGAGCUCAUCCAGGAGUCUUCGUCCAUUUUGACUCUUGUCCGAAAUCUGCCCAGGUUCUUUGUAACUUACAAAAGUGGUAACAACUUACAUAGGUAUACUGAAUUCACGACUAACUAAGGCGCUAUUGCUAGUGAACAUGGGACAUUUAAGGCUUCCAAAAUUGUCCUGAUUUGACACAUAAAUCUUUACGGAUUUUCAUUGUUUUAAGACACUUGCAAUCUGGAAUUGUACCCUUAAUAUUAUUAUGAAUUGUAAUACUAGUUUAUGACAUACCCAUCCAGUAUUGGAUUGUAUUGGAGAGUUAUUAUCUAUUAAUGAAAUUAAUGUAUUUACCUACAUAAGUCACUGCCAUUUCUAACUUGCAUUAAACUAUGGAAUAAUGUGUAGGUAAACGGAGCAAUCUUAAAAAAAUAUUAUUUAAGUAGUAGGAAUUUAAAAGUUAUAUUUGACAAAUCUAUAAUCCGUCUAAACUAACUCUGCACCGACUAAACGCCAGACGGCGAAGGAAUACGCCGUGCCCCGGACGCCAGGCGAUCGCGAUUAUUUAAACGAAAUUGAACUUUACGGAGUCCCGCGUAAGUCCCUAUUGCAUUAGCGAAGCUGUAGCCGUCGUUGGCGUCCUUGGCAAGACUUUCCGAUAACCGUCAGAGCCGCCUGUGGCGGUCAAAAGGUUAAUAUAACGAAGUGGGGAUGUGUCAUUUGACAUUUAUGAUGACACUCACACACUUUGUCAUUACCGAACAGAGUUAUCUUUGUCUGACUCUUUCAACUUUUUCAUAUAAUUUUAAAAAUACUUGGUCUUUAGUCUCUCGGGGUUUAAAAGUUACUUGGACAUGUAUUUGAUUAGCGAAUGAUAUUGUUGAAGACACAACUGACAAUCGGUCUAUUCCUAUGUGAUCUACAGCAUUGAGUAGGUACAGCCAUAGAGAUCUCUCUAGAUCUAGAGCUAUAAUGUCUAUCCGAACCGGCACCAAAUUUCACUUUUCAUUCUGAUGUCUAUAAAAAUAGUGUAUGUGUUUGUGUGCCUUACCUGUCUACCUUUGUUGAGCGACCGAUUAAGACUGGGAAUGGUGGUAAAGUGAUAGUAAGUAAAGAAAAGAUACUUUAUUGUUGUGUCCGUUUGUUGACUCGAUAUAUUAUUCAUCAUAUUUAUAUUGAAAACUGUAUUAUAUAUGUGCAUGUGGCCUUUUUCCAUAGCGGAUUUUAGAAAAAAAACCUAUAAUUCGGUUAUUAUUUAUAGUUUCAGGACAAUGUCUUUAAAACAUUGUAUUGCACGAAUUAAAAAAUCUAAGUUAUGCUAAUGCCAUGCAACAAAUCACGAUUUUCCUUGGAGUAUUACAAACUAGGUAUGUCGCUAGUCGCUAUAAAAAUGCAUUGAUAGUACGUAUGUUUUAAAAUCCGCUAAGAAAAGAUAUUGGACCAAAUAAUUCGUUGUGAAAGAUUUGAAUACUUCUUCCAAAAUGUGGCAGGCCACGAUAAAUUAUUACGAUCAACUUUUUGUACCUUAUCAUGCUUUUCACUGUAAAAAAAACAUAUCAGUCGAUUAUCGGCACUUCACGUAAAUAUAAUUAAUUCAAUGAAUAAUAUCAAAGUUAUUGACAGUUAUAUAAAACCUUGAGUAGAUAUUUUCAGACACAAUUUAUUUAGGCAAAGGAACCUUUCCAAAGAGUUAUCACGAAUAAAAUAAUAAGUAGUGUAAUCGGAAAUCAAUUCAAUUUUUACUCACGGCUCGAGUAUCAACUAAACCAACAAAAAAUUCCCUGCAUAGGCAUUAUAGGUUGCUACGAUACCGAUAUCGCAUACGAUACCGCAUUUCGAUUUACCCUAAAUAUAGUAAUAGUAAUGAUAUUAUGUUAGGGUUUCACAACUAUGCUUAACGCAAGUAAGUACCACUGGAUUUUCGAGCUGAAGAAGCUAGUCACACUGAGCGAGGGGUAACGAGGUUCGUGUGUCAUCCGCCUUAAAUAAUACCUAACGCAUUCACUGCCAGCGCGAGCUACGCACUACGAGGAUAACACGGGAAAAACCAUAUGUAGAGAAAAGCGGAUCCCCGGCAGUGAACGUGUUAAGAGCCAAGGUUUUAAGAGUUAACUUGAUAUUAGUAAACAAAUUUUAAAUUUUAUUAUCAUCAAGUAAUUAUGAGCAAAAAUGAUGUCGCGUGUCGCGAUGACUUAAACACAUUUUACAGCAAUUUCACAAAUUUUUACGUAGUUGUAGCUGUUAUUGUCAAUUUAAGAAAACUUUAUAAUAUUUGAACGAUACCCUAAAAGGUUUAAUGGAGCAUAGAACAAGGGGCCUACCCCGAAAACCGAAAUUCUCAAAUUGUGGGGACCUUACUCUUUUACUCUCACUAAGACAUAAUUGGAGUGACAGAGAAAAAUGCCCGCAAUUGACGAACUUCGAUUUUCGCGGUUAUAGCCGUGUCUUGAUACCUAUCAAUAUAAGAGUGUUUUCACGUUAUCUGAUCCGAUAGUGUCAUUUUUUUUAUACUACUUCGGUGGCAAACAAGCAUACGGCACGCCUGAUAGUAAGCAGACUCCGUAGCCUAUGUACGCCUGCAACUCCAGAAGAGUUACAUGCGCGUUGCCGACCCUUAAAACUCCGCUCCCUGGUUAAGCUCUGGCAACCUUACUCACCGGCAGUAACACAACACUAUGAGUAGGGUCUAGUGUUAUUUGGCUGCGGUUUUCUGUAAGGUGGAGGUAUUGCCCAGUUGGGCUCUGCUCUAAUUCUGGAAUGACAUCCGCUGUGCUGUGCCCUACCACGCAAAGCGAGAUGACAUUCACAAUGCCCAUACCUCUCUUUUGGACGUAGUUUAAGGACGUACCUGGGUCCAACGUAGACGUCCUUAUAGCAUCAAGUCUUUCUUUCUUGGUUAAAGGUUAUAUUUUUAACAAUAAACACUUAAACAAGGCAAAAAAUAAAUAAAUAUGUAUAAAAAUGCGCUUUUUUUGUCAUAUCCGACAUCCGAUAUCGGAUCUGACAAUGUGAUCAUGCUCUAAUUAAGUAUGUCGUGCAUGCAUAUCCAAGCCCGACCCACUGAUAUUGAUAUUAAAAUGAUGUUAUACUUUACCUUUCUGAAAAUACUUUUUGUAAAAUUUAGCUCUUGGUGACAGCUUUAUUUUCUUACCUAAAAAAGAGCCGGAAUAUCAUUUGUACCACGUAUAUUAUACUACUCCCUUAUUCAUAAAACUUUACGGGCCUGAUUUAGUUACAUUAUGUUUUAUCCCUUUCUUACAAAUAUUUAAGUCAAAAUGACAGAUAAAGACAAGCGAUACAUAGCUAAUUUAGGCCAGUAACGCGUUUAUGAGUAAUGCUAUAAGACGGUACUUUGAAAAGGUUUUGGGAGUUUAAACCUACAAGGGGUUAUCAGAAGAUUUUCCAGAGAGCAGCACAAAGCUACUUCUUUAUUUCCUAAGGUUAAGAUGCAUAAAAAAUCUAAAUUGAAGUGCACAUAAAAAAAUAAAUUAAAACUAUCGGCAUAAAAUGUACACUAGUAUUAAGAAAAACAAUUGGUAAACGUUGAUAAUAAAGUAAACCAUUUGACAUUC